Diachasma alloeum is the source of this 1405-nucleotide messenger RNA. Its product is annotated as TSC22 domain family protein 1. The record is from RefSeq and is a predicted model, not a curated record. The transcript has 6 exons. The coding region runs from base 35 to 1369 and encodes 444 amino acids. Lineage: Eukaryota; Metazoa; Arthropoda; Insecta; Hymenoptera; Braconidae.
GAGAGGCUAUUUAUUUCACCAAGAAAAUUGCAGAAUGGAUGACUUGAGUAUGACAGCUGCAGCAUCAACACCAAAUCCCCCAGUGAGUCCAAGUGAUGACAUCAACUGGUUCGCUGGUAUAGCUGAGGAAGAACUACUGUAUUACACCAGUAAUGACGUUGACUCCCUCUGGGCUGUCAUUGGUAGUUUUGUUCCACCUCCACCACGACCCCCUUAUCUCCCUGAAGAGGGCAUCGCCACCGAUGGGCUUACUACCUGUGAUCUUUGUACCUGGGCACUGCGUAAUGACAGGCACUUAUCGUUUUCCCUGGAUGGUACACUCGAGGCACCUGGAGAAUUCGGUUGGGUCUUGACUCUAAUAAUUGUGUCGCUCAUAUCGGCGGUGAUUGGAGCUGUCGUUAUGGUCACUCUUCUUCACUGCAGAAGAAUAAAGAGCGCCGGUGGCAGAGGCGGUUGCUGUGGCGUAGGCGUUGAUGAAGCGAAUCCACAGGAGCCCGUGAGCUCGGCGACUGGAGGCGUCGCCGGGGGUGGCGGUGUAUCAGUCAUACCGGAUAGACCGCCAUUAGAACUUGACAAGUUACCCCCUUAUCAUGAUAUUACACCUACCCCUGGACAUAACGUAUGGUCCUGGCUGGGUUCUCGUCGUGGAGGUGGCACAGCCGGGGUUGUAACGACCCCCCUGAGUCUCCCACAGCAUCGUUGUGCCAUUAAUUUACCAGUUGAGAAUCACUACACCCACAUGCAGACUGAUGAGGCACUCUACGCUGAAUUGGACUCACAGACAGCGAGUUAUGCUAGUGAUCUACAAUUACAGCUAAGGGGUAGUUCAACGUAUGGUGAUGGGGGGACGACACCAGGUGAGGAGGAUGAGUACCAUGAGUUGGAUGCCGCUCGACUCCACAGGAGAUACUCGACGAGUGAUAAUGAGACACUAAAGAGGGAUUCAAUCAGAACGAGACACAGUCAGAGGUUAAAAGAGUCUGAUUACGAGAUGUACGAGAAUGGCCCAUCGACUCCAAUCCCCCUACAUGUGCAAAAUCAUCAUCACACUCAUCCUCAUCCACAUCCUCAUCAUCAUCACCAUCAUCAUCAUCACAUUCAGACUCACAGGAGUAAUGGUAGUGCUAGUGAAAUUAAUCCCUCUUACCAAAAUACUGGAUACACAGGUAGUGAUAAUGAACCUGACGGUCCUUUUCUCAGCAGUGCGCCCAGUAGUGCUUACUACAGUGAUCUGAGUUCAAAUUCAACCAAUCAACCCUCAACUCUACCAGUUUUAACAACUCCAAUUAAUCAAGACCAGGGACAGUACAGAUUGGCAGCGAUAAAUGAAUCCACAGAAUGGAAAACGAAAGAUGCAUCCAGAGAAUAGAUAAUGAUUCAGUAAAAAACACAUUGCAAAAUUAGC